This is a messenger RNA of Trichoderma virens Gv29-8, 1110 nucleotides long. RefSeq lists its product as uncharacterized. Gene Ontology annotation, biological process: lipid metabolic process. The coding region runs from base 1 to 1110 and encodes 369 amino acids. The transcript has a single exon. The record is from RefSeq and is a predicted model, not a curated record. NCBI's taxonomy places the organism in Eukaryota, Fungi, Ascomycota, Sordariomycetes, Hypocreales, Hypocreaceae.
AUGGCUCUAUGGGACGAUCACGACGAAUUCCUUCAGGAAUCUUCUAGUAUAAGGACAGCUACCUCUGAUAGAAAGCGCCAGUAUUUGGAUGAUUAUAACGACCAUAUUGCGACACGUCUCAAAACACCUGAAGGUAACUUCCAAAUAUGGGCUCAUAUACUAGCAGCGAUUCAUCUUCCUGGAACAGACGGCGACAGACAUGCGGAUAUUAAGCUCAAUAUCAACCCGCAACCGCUCGAAGAUGAUGACACCGAAUAUGAUGACACAUACAGGAUUACAGACACUCGCGUGUCUGUCUUCAUGGCAGGCUGCGUAUGGCACUAUCUGGAACCAGUUAAUAAACCCAACGCCAGAGCUAUUUUGCUCUUUCGAGGGACUGCAUCACGCCCAGCACAAUACCGUGAUCGAGACGGGCGUCUCAAUACUGAACCAGUCGGCUACUGGGCUGAUGGAAACCUCAUAGGCGUUGCAUCCUUUAGUUACGGCAGAAUCAAAGAAGGCGUUUAUCAAUGGAUGAAACAACAGACCGCCGUUGGCAGGGAUAUUACUUUGGUAGGGUAUAGCCUUGGCGGAUGUUUAGCUAUGCGAGCGCUUGAAUAUUAUGCCACAAAUGAGCAGCCUCGAUGGGAGAAUUGCAAGUUAUAUGCCUUCAGCGCUCCUGGUUUGGACAGCAUAACUGCCAGAGCUUUAACAGAACGAUUCAACGGCCGCUACGACCAGCUGCAUGCGUAUUGGCAUGUCGGUGACCCGAUACCUGUCACCGGAUGUUAUCCAAGAACCACGACCAAAGCAUAUAGUCGCUUUGAUCCAGACGGUGUUGGUAAUCCUGGUGAAGGGGGCUUGUGGAAUUGGUUCAAGCUGGAGCCACAUCAGCUUCUUUAUAUAUCUAUUCCAGAGGGUUGGGGGGUGUCUAUCGCAUACCCUGUGCGAGAUCGUCUUGAUGAACCAAAUUCUUCAAAUAUAUUUCGAAAAGUUGUUAACUUCGUCAGACGGCUUCCGUUGGGAAUGAUUGGAACAAGUAUAAUUACUCCUUUCUUAGGAGCUAUUACAAAGGCGAGAAAGCGAUUCACACGCCGCAAUGCAAAUGAUUGGUGUGGCCAUGCACAUUGA